This is a messenger RNA of Candidozyma auris, 516 nucleotides long. It is a transcript of the gene TVP18, whose product is annotated as Tvp18p. The transcript has a single exon. Gene Ontology annotation, cellular component: Golgi membrane. NCBI's taxonomy places the organism in Eukaryota, Fungi, Ascomycota, Pichiomycetes, Serinales, Metschnikowiaceae. Gene Ontology annotation, biological process: vesicle-mediated transport. The record is from RefSeq and is a predicted model, not a curated record. Bases 1 to 516 code for a protein of 171 amino acids.
AUGGUAAACGUCGGCAAUAUAUUCUCAAAUAUUUUUAGUGGCUUUUCAGCUGACUUCAAAAAGAAAAAUUUCUCCCUUUAUGGCCAGUGGCUUGGGAUCUUAAACAUCUUCCUUUGCCUUGCAUUGGGAAUUGCCAACAUCUUUCACUUCAAUCUUGUGAUAAUCUUCUCCAUCAUUUGUAUCGUGCAGGGACUUGUGGUGGUAUUCGUGGAGAUUCCGUUUUUGUUGAAGAUCUGCCCAUUGACAGACACUUUCACCAACUUUGUUCGCAAUUUUGACGAGAAUUGGCCUCGUUGCGGCUUCUACUUGUUAAUGGCCGCCAUACAAUACCUCAGCUUGGUCAUUCUGGCCACAUCGUUGCUUGUGGUUGCCAUUGUGUUCACUUUGGCAUCGGCGUGCUACUUGUUCGCAGCUUUGAAACACCAAGAGUACCUCAAGACUUCCAUUAGCGUUACAGGCAACAAUGACGAUUUGGAGUCACAAGUUGCCCACAACGUGGUCAGAAACGUGUUGUAA